Molecule: messenger RNA, 1715 nt
Organism: Neopsephotus bourkii (Bourke's parrot)
Lineage: Eukaryota; Metazoa; Chordata; Aves; Psittaciformes; Psittacidae
Product: solute carrier family 2, facilitated glucose transporter member 11-like
Exons: 12
Coding region: 133-1632 (499 amino acids)
Biological process (GO): monosaccharide transmembrane transport
Cellular component (GO): membrane
Molecular function (GO): hexose transmembrane transporter activity
Source: RefSeq, a predicted model, not a curated record
CAAAAACCUCUGAAGUAAAAUUUAACUUCAAUAACGUGGGACUAGUUCACGGACACUGCUAUUGCAUAAUGUGAACAUUUGGUUCUUUUAGCAGGUCAUAGUAAGCAGCACGAAUCAGCUUUUUCAUAGGAGAUGGCCACCUUUUUCUCUGAGCUGGUUCAGUUCCAGGGACUAGUUCAAAUGAUCUUAGUGCUGGGAAUUGGUGGUAGUUUCCCAUAUGGAUUUCACAUUUCUGUCAUCAACUAUCCUUCUGUGCACAUCAGGAAGUUUAUUAAUGAAACCUGGACAGAGCGACAUGGCUCUCCUCUCCAUCCUGAGACAAUCAUGCUGUUGUGGUCCUUCAUUGUGUCUGUUUAUGGGAUUGGAGGACUCCUGGGGAGCCUCUGCUGUGGCUACCUGACUACAAGAUAUAGGAAAAAAAAGUGCCAAAUGUGCACCAACCUGAUCAUGCUGAUCGCUGCACUUUUCAUGGCCUUCAGUAAAACAGCCAAAUCCUUUGAGAUGAUUCUGGUUGGACGUUUUCUUUAUGGCAUUGGUACAGGUUUUUCUCUCAAUAUACAUCCUCAGUAUGUAGGAGAGAUUUCACCCAAGAAGCUGCGUGGAUUUACCAACUCCACAGUUGCUGUUUUUCUGACACUAGGAAAAUUCAUGGGACAGGUUAUUGGACUACGGGAGAUUUUAGGAAGUGAAGCUUUGUGGCCGUGGUUGUUAGCAUCUAGUGGACUUUCAGCAUUGGUUCAACUGGCUAUCCUCCCAUUUUUCCCUGAUUCACCAUCCUAUCUCCUGAUACAGAAGGGUAAUGAGGAAGCCUGCAGGAAAGCCAUCAGGAAGCUCUGGGGGGAAGGAGACCAUCAAGCAGAAAUUGAUGACAUUAUGAAAGAGAAGGUUGCAAUGACAAGCACAAAAACCUUGCGUGUCCUGGAAUUAAUAAAAGAGCGGUCUUUGCGCUGGCAACUCUACAUUUUGAUUAUUGUCAUGACGACCUUGCAGCUCUGUGGAAUCAAUGCAAUAUACUUCUAUUCUUUUGAAGUAUUUCACACAGCCAAAUUUGAAGAAUACCUUAUCCCAUACGUGUCCCUGGGAGUUGGAUUGUGUGAAUGCUUAUCCUCUAUACUGUGUAGCACCCUCAUAGACCGAUUUGGCAGGAAGGUGCUGCUAUGGGGAGGAUACACACUGAUGGGCUCUGUGCUAGCACUCCUCACCAUGACCCUGUCACUGCAGCACCAGUUUUUCUGGAUGCAUUACUUCAGUGUCAUCUUGAUCUUCCUAUUCGUUACCUUCUAUGGAAUUGGACCAUCUGGAGCUACUGUAUCUGUCAUGGUUGAAAUCUUCAGCCAGUCCUUCAGACCGUCAGCCUUCCUGAUUGUUGGCUGCAUCAACUGGAUGGGACUGUUUGUACUUGGGAUGAUUUUUCCACUGAUUGUUGAUAACCUUGGACCCUUCUGCUUCCUUAUCUUUUUGGGAAUCCUUGCUUUCUCAGCAAUUUUCAUCUACCUGUAUCUCCCUGAGACCAAGGGGAAAUCCAUCAUGGAAAUAAAAGCAGAGUUCAACAAGCUGAACUUUGGGAAAAAAGAAAUCUCAGUCAUUGAUAAUAACUUUCCUAAGGAACAGUGGUCCAGCACCAAGCUCUGAAUGCUCAGAGUAGAAAUUUGCAUCUCUUAGAAAAGACAGGAAACACUGUUGCAAUAGAACUAAGCAAGAAACAUUAAAACCAG